AUGUGGUGGGAGUAUGGAGGGGCGGAGAUGGCUUCGUCCGUCUCUGCGCGCGCUGCAUUCGACAGUAGCCGCGAUGGCGGGGACUCGAGAGAGAACCGCCGCUCAUUGACAGAAUUUAUUGGUUUAGACUCCUCUCAGUACUCAGAGCCUGCCGCCGCACCUAAACAAGAACAUCAGCGUCCUAAUGAGGUUGGUGGCAGCACUUCUGCUGAACGCGACUGGCGCUGGGAAGAAUGGGAGGCGCCCGGUAGCCCCGAGGCAGCCCAGACUCCGCAUUCCCUUGUACCAUCAACAUGCUUUCCGCCCAGGCAUCCCGCCACGUUCGCUAGUUACAGCGAGAGUGCUCGCCCCGGGAGUUUGGGGGACGACACGUCCGGACAGAUGACCGACCUUGUGGCCUCUUUGAAGAGUCUUGUGAUGGCGCCGCCUCCUUCCACCAGUGGUAGCCUGUAUACGAGUACAGAGCGCCAUAGCUACGAAAGCGCAGAUAAAAUGGUGGAGCCAUGGUCGCCGGAACAAGCUUCCACCUCUCAUGACGCCAACAACAAGCUACCUCGUGGAGCUUUCUUUUGCGGGGUGGUGCAGCGUGGUGCGGAUGACCGGACGAUGCGCUGGUGCGGCGUGCUGCCGGCGCGCGGGCCGCCACCUGGCGCAGAGGCCACGGCCGCCUUCUCCCCCAAGGUCUUCCUGGGCGGCCUGCCCUGGGACAUCACCGAGGAAGCACUCAUGCACUCGCUCCGCCACUUCUAUCCGAUUCGUGUGGAGUGGCCGGGGCGCGAGGGGGGUGGCGCGGGGGAGGGCAGCGCGCCGCGCGGCUUCGCGUACGUGACGUUCGAGAGCGAGCGCCGCGUGCGCGCGCUGCUGGCCGCCGCGCGCCGCGACCGUUAUGACUGGUACUACCGCAUCGCCUCGCACAACAUGCGCACCAAGGAGACGGAUGGGCUCAGGCGCGCGCGCGUGCAGGUGCAGGUGAUCCCGUGGGCGCUGGGCGACGCGUGCUGGGCGCGGGCGGCGUCGCGGCUGGAGCCGGCGCGCACGGUGUUCGUGGGCGCGCUGCACGGCAUGCUCAGCGCCUUCGGGCUCGCGCUCAUCAUGAACGACCUCUUCGACGGCGUCGUCUACGCAGGCAUCGACACCGACAAGAAUAAAUACCCGAUAGGCUCCGGUCGCGUGACAUUCAACAACCUGCACUCGUACAUGACGGCCGUCUCCGCGGCGUACGUCGAGAUAUGUACCGACAAGUUUACAAAAACGAUUCAAAUAGAUCCGUAUCUUGAGGACUCGAUGUGCUCGCUAUGCAAUUUGCAGCAGGGUCCUUACUUCUGUCGUGAGCCGGUAUGCUUCAGAUACUUCUGUCGGUCGUGCUGGGCGUGGCAGCACCGCAGCGUGAGCCACAAGCAGCUGAUGCGCAACUCAAAGAGCGCGGCCGGCGGCCCGCCUUCCACGCAGCGCCACUCGCCGCCCGCCCCCGCCCCCGCCGCUCCACGCCACUCCCCCCGCACUCCCUCCGGGCAGCGCUCGGAGCGCUCGGAGCGCUCGCAGCGCCGCCACUCGUCGGACCCAGCUUGCUACAACGGCGGCAGCAAUGGCAAUGGCAGACCCAGUGAAGGAACUCCUUCGUCGGGAUCAAGCGGCACCAGCGAACUAGAAUCAAGUACCGCCGGCGAGGUGGCCGCUGAACCCUGGGUCUUACGUUGA
Messenger RNA from Parnassius apollo (apollo), 1698 nucleotides. NCBI's taxonomy places the organism in Eukaryota, Metazoa, Arthropoda, Insecta, Lepidoptera, Papilionidae. The record is from the annotation of a GenBank genome assembly.